UUUUGUAUUUAAUCCGAUAAAUAACUGGCAACCAGUGCAGUUGCUGUAAAACAGGAGUGACGUGAGCAGUGCGCUUGGUGAGUGUGAGGACCCGAUUACUCGCUUCUUUUCCUUUACUUGUAUUUAAAAGAAACGCGUUGUGCAAUAGUCAUGUGACCGUGGACAAAAAGAGCGGGGUAGGGGAUUGGCCGUUGGGAAUAAUGGUGUUUCGUGAUUGGUCGGAAGCGCAGGCCAGUCGUUUAGUAUGCGCUCAUACUCGACACGAGUGUGCGCGCGCCUGCUUAUUUAUUCGCACGGUUGGAGGUGGUUUUCGGCUCGAGUCCCAGAGUGAUAGACCGAAGAGACCGAAGAGGAUGCUUGAGCUCGCUCAGUGCGCCUGGUGGGUGAACUUCAUAAGCAUAUUGGUGCUGUUUCUUCCAUAUGGAGGAGGAAGUGGCUGCUCUGGCCAUCAGCAUCCUAAUGGCACACUCACAGUUUAUCUUAAUGAAACUGUACCUGUGUCUCAGUACGACACCUGGCAGAUUAAUAACAUUGUCCAGGGAAACGAAACAAGCUUCAACACCAUCACCAUUGAGAGACAAGGGCUUCGGUAUGUCAUCUUUAAGGAAUGCUACGCAAAUGUAACAUACUGGAGUGCUGAUCCUGGGAAAUUCAUCAGCUGCCUAUAUAACUGUUCCACAACUAGAACACCUACACAACAUCCACACCUCAAUGACAUUCUGGCUGGUUUUACUGUUGCAAGCAUUCUUCCUGUUGUUGUUGUUCUUUUAUGUAUUGUUUGUGGAUAUUGGAAGAGGAAAGCGCUUCAAAGUCUGGUCCAGUCCAUCCAUACCUGAGUUUGUGGGACUUCCAUGCCAGAUCUGGGACAGGAAUUCAGUCCUGCCCUGCUGGAGGCCAUCUUCCCUGAAGUGGCACUCCCACACCUGCUACCACUCCUCUCCCAUCAGCCAGGGCCUUCUUAAAGAGCUGUUUGGAGCUACUCCAGUUGCCAGACUGUCUCUUGCAGACUUUCCUCGCCUUGCUACAGCCCUUUGGUAUUGUGACUUCUUGGUUCCCCCUGCCUGUAUUGUUCUGUGUUUUUGUUCUAGUUUUCUGUCCAGUUUUUUGCCCGUUUUACCUACCUGUUCCUUUGGACUGUGUUUUUUGCUUCCUCUGCCUGGGUUUCCCUUGUCCCUGUUUUCUUCAGUUUUUGUGAAGAUUUUUCUGUCCUGUUUUUGUCCCUGACCGUGCCUGCCUGCUCUUCUGUGUUUUGACCUCUUGGCCCGUUCUUUGACCACCGAUUUUGCCUGAGCCCAUUUGUACCUCUGCCCUGUACUUUAUUAAAGAAUUUUCUCUUUGUACA
Messenger RNA from Neoarius graeffei (lesser salmon catfish), 1342 nucleotides. RefSeq lists its product as uncharacterized. The transcript is spliced from 7 exons. The record is from RefSeq and is a predicted model, not a curated record. The coding region runs from base 201 to 836 and encodes 211 amino acids. NCBI's taxonomy places the organism in Eukaryota, Metazoa, Chordata, Actinopteri, Siluriformes, Ariidae.